Molecule: messenger RNA, 1351 nt
Organism: Solanum dulcamara
Lineage: Eukaryota; Viridiplantae; Streptophyta; Magnoliopsida; Solanales; Solanaceae
Product: transcription factor MYBS3-like
Exons: 3
Coding region: 231-1106 (291 amino acids)
Biological process (GO): response to auxin; response to gibberellin; response to ethylene
Molecular function (GO): DNA binding
Source: RefSeq, a predicted model, not a curated record
AAGAAAAAGUGGGUCAACCCUAGUUUUCAUUCUUUCAUUAAUUAAAACCAUGGUUGGAAAAUAUGCAAUAAAUUAAGAAUAGUUAAUCAAACACUUUAUUUAUAAUUCAUAGUUUAUCCCCCACUACUUCAUAUUCUAUUUACAUAUGCACCAAAUAUUUUCACAUAUACAAAAAAGCUCUGUCCUCUCUCCAAAUUUUGAGGUUUCAGAUUUGUUUUUUAGGGUAAUAAAUGGGGAGGAAAUGCUCACACUGUGGUAUAACAGGUCACAAUUCAAGAACUUGCAAAACUCAGAAAACAAAAAAUGAAUAUGAAAAAAUAAUUAAUCAUGAAGCUGAUCCAACAAAUAUUGGUAUGAUGAAACUUUUUGGAGUAAAGCUUGAAGUACCUCCUUCUUCUUCUUCUUCUUCAUGGAUGAUGAAGAAGAGUUUAAGUGUCGGUUGCCUUUCGAAUUCGUCGAAAAUUUCAUCGUCAAAGGCUGGAUCUUUUAAUUAUUGUGACAUGUCAAAUGGCUAUCUUUCUGAUGUAUUGGUUGGAAGAGCUUCAUAUAAGAAAAAAGUGGAAAUUUCCUUAGGAGUUUCAUGGACAGAGGAAGAACACAGGAUAUUUCUAGUUGGAUUGGAAAAACUUGGUAAAGGAGACUGGAGGGGCAUUUCUAGGAACUUUGUCACCACAAGGACACCAACCCAAGUUGCAAGUCAUGCCCAAAAGUAUUUUCUUCGCCAAAAUUGCCUAAAUAUAAAGAAACGCCGACGGAGUCUCUUUGACAAGGUUGGGAUGGAUAAAUCAAGUAUGUUACUAUUUGAUAAAAGGGUUAUCAAGACAAAAGGAACCAAAUCCAUUUCAUGUGACAAGUCACAUGAUGAUGAUGAUGAAACAAAUAUUUCCAUGAUAAAUUUCACUACUACUUCAUCAAGCAAAGAUUCAAAGUCAAGUAGUCAACAAUAUUCCAAUUUUCCAGUUGAUCUCCCAUUUAUUAAUUCAACUACUUUUACUAGACAUGAUAUUUCAGUUCAACAUUCUCCAGUGCUAGACCUUGAGCUCACACUUGCUGCUCCAACAGGAAAAGGUGGUCUCCUGGCUGGAAGUACAAUUACUGUUGUUUGAGUUUAAAAAAAAAAAAAGAAGAAAAAUCUACUCAUCAUAUUUCAUUUAUACUAUUAACAAAUUAGGAGAUUGAUUAAGUAGAUAUCUAUAAAAAUAAUCAUUUAUCUAGACUAAUAUGUAAGUUGUAACCUCAUAAAUAUAUGCGCUGCCAGCAUCACCCUUGGUCCCCCCACCCAACUUACCAUAAAUACAUUUUUUUAAUUCCAUUUUAAAUUUUAAAUGUUUCAUGAGUGAUAAAAGACAUG